GUGCGCGAAUAUGUUUGCACCAGAAGUGACGUGACAGUUGGAAACGGGUUUCCAAGCCACAACAAAAGAGUUUUAAAAUGCUCUAAUCAGGAGAAAACAUGGCUUUGUAGUAGUGUGGCGCGGGCUACGCCUAACAUCACCAUCUAGAAUAAAAUGGCCGUCAUCAAGACGCCAGCUGCUAUCAAAACUGUCCACGACAAGCCAUCACUGAUGUCCUUCAGUAUCCCAUCCUCUCCUGCUAUUAGUGAUGCCUCAUCCCAGGACAGCCGAUCAGUGCUCAUCCCCGUCAUCACACAGGUGAAAGACGAUGGCAAGCCUAAGAAGAAGAAAUUGUUCGUCCAGGCCAAGAGACUGGGGAUCGGCCAACGCAUCAAAAACAUCUUGUGGUUUCUGGUGUUCGCCGCUAUUUUCGCGCUCAUUCUCUGCGUGCUGAUCACGCUGGUGGCUGUUUUCCCCGAGAAUUUUUUACUGCGGGGAGACUCGCCAUGCACGCUGUCAGGGAGGUGUUCGUCCAAAUCUGGAUUGCUCUUCACAGACCAGCAGAUCCCGGGGGAUAUUGAGAGCAACGGCUUUAAGCACUUCUUGUCAGAGUCCCAGUGUAUACACAGGAGAUAUUUGUCGAGCGAUGGGUAUCAGUACAGUGAGAUCAUACAUGAUAUUGGGGCAAAAUGGUCAACCAUAGUUAACCACGAUGAAAAACAAUGCAUCUUUUUUAAAAUGCAAAAUAUAGAAUUCGAUGGCUGUCCAUUGGAAUACCCAUGGAGCUUGGAUAUAAGGUUUGGAAUUCCAGUCUGCCAAACCACCUUGGACACUAUCGCCCCAAUCAGACGCGUCAUGCGACACAUUUUAGAACGUGCAGUAAAAAAUGUUACAUUUGCCGGCCUAAUUGCGUCACAGUUAUGCAGCCAAUACACCAAUUUAAUAGUCGAUAAAGUUAUCGUCCAAUACUUUGAUUCCAGUAAUCGCCAGAUAGCCAAACGUUCCGUGAUGGCCGUUCUCGAGGACGAAAAAAAAAUCAACCCAUCUAUUAUGAGCGGUGAAAAGAAACGGGAAAACAAAAAAAUGAUCGAACCGUCUGAAAAAUCUGGCCGAGAUGAUACCGAACAAUAUAAGUAUUUGCCAGUAAAGCUUGAGCUGAAUGAUAAGGCGGGAGACGACAGGGCAGCCGAACGUCCUAAAAGAAUGAUUGAUAUUUUAACCAAACGUGGGGACGAUGAUCCCUUUAGUAUUUCAAAGAAUCAGAAUAAUGUAAAAACAAGUAAUUUGCCGGAAAGAGAAAAUGAAGCCAUUUUCCCCGGGACAAAAAAAGAUAGCGAAACAAACCUAAAUAAGAUCAACUAUGGAAACGAAAGACCAGAUGGAAUCCCACGUCCUAUAGAUUAUACUAAGGAAAAAAACCGCCCUAUUGAUAAAACGGAAAGUGUUUCUAAUACGGUUGAAGACAACUUGGUUUUCGGUUCUCUCAAAAAUGGAGCCGAGGGUCACUGGGAGAUGGACUUGUCUGUGGUCAACCCCGCUGGAUUAAAUUUCUUCAAGAACACAAUAAAAAACGUGUCCGACCUCGGUGAAGCGGUGGGUGGUGUCAAGCGCCUGAUCAGAGAUGUCGAGGAAGCUGAUUUUUCCCUGGGGGAAAAAAACAAGAUCACUAAAAGGUCGGUAAAAUCUAAGAAAGGGGAAAAGAAAACGAAACCCGGGAGUGGAAAGAGGAAAGAAAAUGCCGGGGACGAAACGAAGAAAGAAAAACACGUAGAUGAAAAGAAGAAAGAAAAACCAGGGAAAGAAAAGAAGAAGGAAAAACAAAGAGGGAAAAAUUGAAGAAAAAAAAACGCUUCGUUAGUCAAAUCGAAUUAGUGAAGCAGUUUAGGAUCAAUGGCUUGUGAAGUAAUGUCGUUAAAUCGGAAAAAGGAAAAAAAAAUGCCUAUUUAUUCUUGGCCUACCACAGCCUAAACUUUGUCUUAUCCUAUUCUACCAAGUGGUAUACGUUUCUUAUGUUAGGAUUUCAGCUUUGAAUUUUUUUUAUAAAUAAAAAUAAAUUUUAAAAAAGCUACCGUCAUCAAAUAGCAUAACUCCAAAUGUAAUCAUUUUAAAAAGUCUACUUUUUAUGUUUUACGAUGCAAAGAUCCAACUAAAAUGUAUAAAUUGAAGUUCAAAUACCUUAUUCAAAUGAUUAUAAAAACAUAAAAUAACCAUUAUUGCAUUAAAUAUUUACUCUUGCAAAAUAAAAUGUACUUAUUGAAGUUCAAACACCUAUAAUAAAUGAUUAUAAAAGAAUAAAAUAACCAUUAUUGCUUUAAAUAAUUACACUUUCAAAAUAAAAUGUAUGUAUCGAAGAUUAAAUAUCUUUUACAAUUGAUUAUAAAAAUAUGAAAUAACCAUUAUUG
Molecule: messenger RNA, 2381 nt
Organism: Physella acuta
Lineage: Eukaryota; Metazoa; Mollusca; Gastropoda; Physidae
Source: RefSeq, a predicted model, not a curated record